AGCAAAGCAACCUAGUAUGUACUGAAGCAUGAAUGGUAAAUACCGACAUGAAUGUCUGCAGAAACAGAAGCAGCUCGAUAUGUCAUCUCUGAAGUACUUGGAUGGUGAUUGUCAGUAACAUGAGAUGACAAAAAGCUUUGUGGUCCACUGUUACUGUUGUUGGGCAACUCUCGAGCGUCCAAGACCACCCGUACCUCGGAACGUACUUGAAGUGCUCCACUCAUGACAACGUCGCUGGUUGUUCCACAUCGACCCCGACUCCGACCCCGGACUUGCCAGAUAACGUACCGAUACUGUGUAUCUGUAUGGAGAGCUUGUAUUCAACCGGCCCACGAAAGCAUCUCGUCCCGGCCAGACCCCAGAAAAGAUGAACUCGACCAGGAGAACGAUUUCAUUCACCUUGCGCGCGGCGUUGAGGCAACCUUAUAGCAAGCCAACCCCGCAGCUGUCAACGGCCUUCAACGCCCUCACCCGCCACACGCUUCCAGGCUCUGCCGCAUCCAUCCACACAUCGUCUCCCCGAUCAAUUUCAGGAGCAAUGUCCCCAUCUGCUGUCAGUAGCACGAGCAAUGGCACUGUUAGUGCCCCUAAGCAGAAUGCUUGGAUUGGUCAUCUCGGGGCCGCGGGCUUCGACCUGAGAAGCGAUACCAUGACCACUCCGACGGCGUCGAUGCUCGCUGCCAUUCAAAACUGCAGCUUGCUAGAUGACGUCUUCGUAGAGGACCCCACAACGAUGGAACUCGAAUCUCAUGUCGCCGCUCUCGCUGGCAAGGAGGCCGCUCUCUUGGUGCUCUCCGGGACUAUGGGCAACCAAGUAGCCCUUCGAGCACUCCUCACACAACCUCCAUACAGCGUGUUGAGCGACCAUCGCUCUCACAUCAUCAAGUACGAAGCUGGCGGUGUUGCUUCGCUUUGUGGCGCCAUGAUACAACCCGUGGUACCAAGCAAUGGAGCUUACCUGACACUGGAGGACAUUGAGGCCCACGCUGCUCUUGAUGACGAUGUCCAUACCUGUCCUACCAGGGUCAUUAGCUUGGAAAAUACCCUCGGCGGCGUGGUGACCCCUCUGGCCGAGGCCAAAAGGAUCGCAGAGUUUGCACGCAAGAACAACCUCAAGCUUCAUUGCGAUGGUGCUAGAAUGUGGGAGGCUGUUGCCUCUGGAGCCGGUAGUCUUUCCGAAUACUGCUCACUAUUUGACACGGUCAGCUUGUGCUUCUCGAAGGGCCUCGGUGCUCCGAUUGGAAGCAUCGUUGUGGGCGACGCAGCGCACAUCAAGCACGCCCGCUGGGUGCGCAAGUCUAUCGGCGGUGGUCUCCGGCAGUCUGGAGUGGUAGCGGCUCCUGCUAGGGUCGCCGUUGACGAGACGUUCGGAAAGGGGCCCAACGGUGAAGGCGGUCUUUUGAAGUCGUCUCAUGAGACUGCAAAGAAAAUAGGGGAACUCUGGACCAGCUUUGGCGGCAAGCUCACCCUUCCGGUGGAUACCAACAUGUGCUGGCUUGAUUUAGAUGCUGCCGGGUGCAGCACUCAGGACUUCAUCGCGUUUGGGGCCGAAGUGGGACUGAAGCUCAUCGGCAACAGGUUGGUCAUCCACUAUCAAAUUGCGCAGAACCAAGACAAGGUUCUGCCUAAGCUAGAGCAAGUCUUUCGGCGAGCUCUCGAAGGCGGUAGUCAGACAACAGGAGGGGAGAAGGGCCCGACGAACAUGUACCAGCCGCGAUAAGGUUGAAUGUCGUUUCUUGGGUUCUCGUGGACAUUAUAUCUUCCAGACGACGCCAACUUCAAUAGAUGAUGUUACGCCUAUAUCCUCGAAUGAUCCAAGGUUAUCACAACCUCGGCCUAAGUGUCCCUUGAAUAUGAU
Molecule: messenger RNA, 1858 nt
Organism: Colletotrichum acutatum
Lineage: Eukaryota; Fungi; Ascomycota; Sordariomycetes; Glomerellales; Glomerellaceae
Product: pyridoxal phosphate-dependent transferase
Exons: 4
Coding region: 368-1720 (450 amino acids)
Biological process (GO): glycine biosynthetic process; L-threonine catabolic process
Cellular component (GO): cytosol
Molecular function (GO): L-allo-threonine aldolase activity
Source: RefSeq, a predicted model, not a curated record